Sardina pilchardus (European sardine) is the source of this 1445-nucleotide messenger RNA. It is a transcript of the gene etfbkmt, whose product is annotated as electron transfer flavoprotein subunit beta lysine methyltransferase. Gene Ontology annotation, molecular function: protein methyltransferase activity. The record is from RefSeq and is a predicted model, not a curated record. Bases 25 to 975 code for a protein of 316 amino acids. Gene Ontology annotation, cellular component: mitochondrial matrix. Lineage: Eukaryota; Metazoa; Chordata; Actinopteri; Clupeiformes; Clupeidae. The transcript has 3 exons.
AAUUCUGCGCAGAUCUGGCUGAACAUGAGUCACGCAAGACAUGACACAAAGUGUACACUGCACAAGUCCAGUUUAGAUUACGUUCGGCCAGAUCUGCGCAGCGGGGCAUUAAUUCGAAUGAGCCUCACACAAGGCUACAGAUGCUACACCUAUCUUUUACUGUCUAUGUGCUACACACCCUACAGACAGCCAUGCUCAGAUAGCGCAGACAAUUCGCGAUUCCACGAUAUAAUUAUGUUGGCCAAUUUGAGAUGUUCGAUAGGUGACACUCGACUUUUCAGGGGACUCUAUCGUUUUAUCUACACGAGGAAUUCUGACAUUAAUCAAUUUGUCAUGGAUAACACCGAAAUCGUUAGCGACAAUACUUUAACCCCUGAAAUCCGUUUGAGCCUCUUCACACCAAAGUGCCGAUUUUGGCACGCACGGCCAGAUACAUGGCCCUUUUCAGAUCCAUAUUGGGCAAUAUAUUGGCCGGGAGGGCAAGCGCUGUCAAGGUAUUUGUUAGAUAACCCUGGAGUGUCCAGAGGAAAAAAAGUGCUGGAUCUCGGUAGUGGUUGUGGAGCAUCAGCAAUUGCUGCAAAAAUGUGCAGUGCUUCUCAUGUGGUUGCCAAUGACAUAGACUCAGUUGCUGCUGUAGCUAUUCAGCUAAACUGUGAACUUAACAAUCUGGAGCCAAUUCCCUGUGUCACUGACAAUCUCAUUGGAUCUGAACCUGAGCACUGGGAUCUCAUCUUGCUUGGAGACAUGUUUUAUGAUGAAGACCUAGCUGACAGUUUGCAUACGUGGCUGAAGACGUGCAUUAGAGUCCAUAACACAAAAGUGUACAUUGGUGACCCUGGACGUGCACAGUUUGAAAACCACAGGAUUAAAAGCUUCGUCAAAUUACUGGCUCAGUACACAUUACCUGAAUCAGUUAGAGAGGAGAACUAUGGACUAACCAGUAGUACUGUUUGGCUUUAUACACCAGAUGUAUAACCCCAAUGUGCUGAUCUACAGUCUGCGACUGGACUGUUCGCGUGUUGUCCAAGUUCUCUCCUACGUCUACAUUAUGUCGGAUACAAAUGUAUCCUACACACUUUUGUUACAAUUCACCCUCCGGUCCACAUUCAACCAUUGUAUCAGUGUGUCCAAAGUGUAACAAUUUGGAUGCGCUGGAGACCCCGGACUCAUUUUAUUCCGCAGCUGAUGAAUGUGGAUGUUGUGUAUCACGGAACCAUCUGAGAAGAGAUGAUGUACAAACCCAUGUUCCCUUCCCUGAUUUGUUGUGCUUGUUUCACGUGAUGAUGGCCAUGCUGCUUUUCGAGAAGUACAUUCAUUUGACAGCCAUACAGUGAAUGGCAACGGAUGAUGGCCUAUGCAACUUAAAGACACUGUAAUUAUUAUAUAGCCAAAUGUAACUGUGUAUGUCACAAAUAAAUACCUCUUGAUCAUUUGAAGCACAUUCU